AUGAAGCUCACUUUCAAAGAUCUUAAGCAGCAGAAAUUCGUCAUCGAGGCUGAGCCAUCAGAGACUGUUGGCCAGCUAAAAGAGAAGAUCGCGAAAGAGAAGGGAUGGGAUGUCGCUCAACAGAAGCUCAUCUAUUCAGGCAAAAUCCUGCAAGAUGCCAACACCAUCGAGUCAUACAACAUCGAAGAGAAGGGCUUCAUAGUCUGCAUGGUUUCUAAGCCCAAGACUGCUCCAGCCACCUCCGCCGCAGCGCCCUCACAAGCACCAUCCACGCCGGAGAGGGCUGCUGCAGCACAAACGCCAGCAGCUCCUGCUCCUUCCGUUACCGCUGCGGGCCCCGCGGCACCUACGACUCCUUCUCCAGCUGGCCCUACAACUUCAACUACGACUGCCGAGACCUCUGCCGCUUCUGCCUUCAAUGACCCCUCCGCCCUGCUGAUGGGCCCUCAGAGCGAGGGCGUUAUUUCGCAGAUGGAGGCGAUGGGAUUUGCCAGGAGUGACAUUGAGCGAGCUAUGAGAGCCGCUUACUUCAACCCUGACCGUGCUAUCGAGUACCUUUUGAACGGGAUUCCGGAACACAUCCAGCGGGAACAGCAGCAGGCUCAGGCCGCAGCCGCCGGUGCUGCUCAGGCAGCCAACCCCCCAGCUGGUACGACUGCGCCGGCCGCCGGUGGAGAUGAGCCUGUGAAUCUGUUCGAAGCUGCUGCGCAGGCAGGUGCUGCUCAAGGUGGUGCUGCUGGUCGUGGAGCUCGUGGAGCUGGCGCGGGAGGUGAAGCUGGAUCGCUCGGAAACCUGGACUUUCUGCGAAAUAACCCGCACUUCCAGCAGUUGCGUCAGCUCGUGCAGCAGCAGCCUCAGAUGCUGGAGCCCAUCCUGCAACAAGUGGGAGCUGGCAACCCUCAACUAGCCCAACUCAUCGGACAAAAUCAGGAACAGUUCCUCCAGCUGCUGGCGGAGGACAUUGACGAUGAGACUCAGCUGCCCCCUGGCACCCAGGCCAUCAGCGUUACGGAGGAGGAGCGGGAUGCUAUCGAACGGCUCUGCCGUCUUGGUUUCUCCCGAGAUUCUGUCAUCCAGGCCUACUUUGCCUGUGAUAAGAACGAAGAGCUCGCCGCCAACUUCUUGUUCGAGCAGCCCGACGAAGGUGACGAGCAACAAUAA
Molecule: messenger RNA, 1161 nt
Organism: Rasamsonia emersonii CBS 393.64
Lineage: Eukaryota; Fungi; Ascomycota; Eurotiomycetes; Eurotiales; Trichocomaceae
Product: Nucleotide excision repair protein RAD23
Exons: 7
Coding region: 1-1161 (386 amino acids)
Biological process (GO): nucleotide-excision repair; proteasome-mediated ubiquitin-dependent protein catabolic process
Cellular component (GO): cytosol; nucleoplasm
Molecular function (GO): damaged DNA binding; polyubiquitin modification-dependent protein binding; ubiquitin binding
Source: RefSeq, a predicted model, not a curated record